Messenger RNA from Gorilla gorilla gorilla (western lowland gorilla), 1248 nucleotides. It is a transcript of the gene TEX13B, whose product is annotated as testis expressed 13B. Bases 94 to 1032 code for a protein of 312 amino acids. Lineage: Eukaryota; Metazoa; Chordata; Mammalia; Primates; Hominidae. The record is from RefSeq and is a predicted model, not a curated record. Gene Ontology annotation, molecular function: mRNA binding. The transcript is spliced from 3 exons.
UCUCUUCAGGCGUGUUAAGCAGCGGGGUUGGCCUGUACUUCCUCUGGCCCUGGCUGAAGAGGGCUAGUGAAACCGUUAAGACCCUAGGCGAUCAUGGCCUUGAGACCUGAGGACCCCAGUAGUGGGUUCCGGCACGGAAACGUGGUGGCCUUCAUCAACGAGAAAAUGGCCAGGCACACGAAAGGCCCCGAGUUCUACUUCGAGAAUAUAUCCUUAUCCUGGGAGGAGGUGGAAGACAAGCUCAGGGCCAUCCUGGAGGACAGCGAGGUGCCCAGCGAGGUCAAAGAGGCCUGCACCUGGGGCAGCCUGGCCUUGGGUGUGCGCUUUGCCCACAGGCAGGGGCAGUUACAAAACCGCAGGGUGCAGUGGCUGCAAGGCUUUGCCAAACUGCACAGAUCAGCUGCGCUGGUCUUGGCCUCAAACCUGACGGAACUCAAGGAACAGCAGGAGAUGGAAUGCAAUGAGGCGACCUUCCAGUUGCAGCUAACCGAGACCAGCCUUGCGGAGGUGCAGAGAGAGCGGGACAUGCUGAGAUGGAAGCUCUUCCAUGCCGAGUUGGCACCUCCCCAGGGACAGGGCCAGGCUACAGUGUUUCCAGGCCUGGCCACUGCCGGAGGGGAUUGGACAGAAGGAGCAGGUGAGCAGGAAAAGGAGGCGGUGGCUGCUGCUGGUGCUGCUGGAGGAAAAGGAGAGGAGAGGUAUGCAGAGGCAGGGCCUGCCCCCGCAGAGGUCUUGCAGGGGCUGGGAGGAGGCUUCAGGCAGCCCCUCGGAGCUGUUGUAGCAGGCGAAUUACACCUUUGCGGGGCAGAGGGAGGAAGAUCUCAGGUCAAUACGAACAGCCAUGUCUGUCUUCUCUGGGCUUGGGUCCACAGUCUCACGGGAGCCUCUUCCUGUCCAGCUCCCUACCUCAUUCACAUACUCAUACCCAUGCCCUUUGUCCGCCUUCUCAGCCAUACCCAAUAUACCCCCUUCACCAGCAAAGGUCACAGCACGGGUCCCAACUCAGAUGCCUUUCAACUGGGGGGCCUCUGAUGCUAGCCUGUGGUCAGAUGUGGAGGCCCAGGGAAUAGACCCUCAAGAGCCCCCAAGAGACAGGAGAGACUCCGAACUCCAUCAGCAGAGAAGACCUCCAGUAUAUCUCAGGCCAGGGAACUGGGACUGCCCGUGGUGUAAAGCUGUGAAUUUUUCAUGGAGGGAAAAUUGCUUCCUCUGUGGGAGGCGAAUCUGGCUGCAAAAGCCUCAGUAAAU